Messenger RNA from Linum tenue, 2253 nucleotides. NCBI's taxonomy places the organism in Eukaryota, Viridiplantae, Streptophyta, Magnoliopsida, Malpighiales, Linaceae. The record is from the annotation of a GenBank genome assembly.
AUGUCCCUCCUCUUCCUCCUCCUCCUGCUCAUGUUCGGGUUCAACGCAAUCCAAUCGACCACCGAUUUGGAGACAUACAUUGUCUUUGUAAGCAAACCACAAGGAGGCACUCUCAGUACACAAACCCCAGAAGAUGUAGACGCAUGGUCCACCAUCUCAACAAGCUCAUCAUCAACACACCAGCCCGCGCCACGAACUCUAGUUCAUUCCUACAGGAACAUCGUUACGGGCUUCGCUGCCAGAGUAACCCCUGCAGAAGCCAGAGCCAUGGAGUCGAAACCAGGGUUCGUCUCGACCUGGCCGGAGAGGACACUCCAGCUCCACACAACGCACACUCCCGACUUCCUAGGCCUCCAUCACAACUCCGGCCUCUGGCCACGCUCCAACUACGGUCGAGGAACGAUCAUCGGAGUGAUAGACACCGGGGUGUCUCCCGAUCACCCUUCCUUCUCCGAUGAAGGAAUGCCACCUCCACCAGCCAAGUGGAAAGGGAGAUGCGAAAUGUCUUGCAACAACAAGUUGAUCGGUGCCCGAAACUUCGUCCCAACGGCUAGCCAGCCAUUCGACGACAAUGGCCACGGGACUCACACAUCAUCCACAGCUGCUGGCGCCUCGGUCCGAGGCGCCAGCUUCUACGGUCAGGUCAACGGGACCGCUGCAGGAAUGGCGCCUAGAGCUCACUUGGCGGUGUACAAAGUCUGUUCCGCGACAGGUGAUUGCAAAGAGAGUGACGUCCUGGCUGGAAUGGAUGCUGCGGUGGCCGAUGGAGUCGACGUCCUCUCGCUUUCCCUCGGCUACGGUUCGUUUCCUUUCCAUCAGGACUCCAUCGCUGUAGGUGCAUUUGGCGCGAUUCAGAAGGGCGUCUUCGUAACCUGCUCGGCUGGGAACAACGGUCCGAGCUUUUCGUCGUUGUCGAAUGGGGCUCCAUGGAUACUAACCGUGGGGGCUAGCACAGUGGAUAGAAGCGUGAGAGCUACAGUGACACUAGCCAAUAAUAAAACUAAGAUCCACGGGGAGUCCUAUUUCCAGCCUAAAAACUCUGUUUUUUCUUCUUCUCCCACUCUGUUGCCGCUUGUUUACCCCGGGAUCAACGGCAGUGCCGCGUCGGCCGUCUGCCGCAAUCUGAGCAAGCACGAUGUCAAGGGCAAAGUGGUGUUGUGCGAUAACUACGAUUACUUUGGCGUAGUUGAACAAGGGCAGGCAGUGAAGGAUGCUGGUGGAGCUGCGAUGAUCCUGGUCAGCAAUCCUUCCAAGGAAGAUGUCCCGGAGCCAGAGCUCCACGUCCUGCCAGCUUCAUACAUUAGCUUCGCCGACGGCGAGCUUGUCAAAAGCUACAUCAACUCAUCGAUUUCUUCUCCAUUGUCUUCGCCGCCAACGGCUAAAAUAACAUUCCAAGGAACUGUCCUUGGCUUGCCUUACGCUCCCCAAGUUGCGGUCUUUUCGUCUCGCGGGCCUAACUCUGCCAGCCCCGGAAUCCUGAAACCUGACAUCUUAGGUCCUGGAGUUCUCGUUCUAGCUGCCUGGCCGACAUCCAAGGAUGGCAACAACAAGACCAAGUCGACGUUCAACGUCAUCUCCGGAACCUCAAUGUCGUGUCCACAUCUGGCCGGGAUUGCAGCGCUGCUCAAAAGCUCGCACCCUGACUGGUCUCCUGCGGCGAUCAAAUCGGCCAUCAUGACCACUGCUGACCGGACUAGUCUCGCUGGCGGUCGGAUAACCGAUCAGCACUUCGUGGAGGCGGAUCUGUUUGCUACUGGGUCGGGUCAGGUGAACCCGAAUAAGGCGAAUGAUCCCGGUCUUGUGUACGAUCUGCAGCCUGAUGACUACAUUUCGUACCUGUGCGGACUUGGUUACAAUGUUGAGGCAAUUGUGCAGCGGAAAGUGAGUUGCGAGAAGAAUUACUCGAGCACAGCUGAAGCAGAGCUAAACUACCCGUCGUUUUCGAUCACGCUGAGCUCGGAUAACCCACAGAGUUACACGAGGACAGUGACGAAUGUGGGAGCUGCUAAGUCGGGUUACAAAUGUGAAAUCCUUGGGCUACAAGGAGUUGAUGUCAAGGUGACACCUUGUGAAAUUGGUUUCACUGAGGUGAAUCAGAAGGUGAGAUUUUCGGUGAUGUUUAGAAGAAGAGGAAAGUACAGCAGACCUUCGGAUCAAGGGUAUCUCAGGUGGGUUUCUAGUGAUCACAAUGUCACUAGCCCGAUUGCUGUUAAGUUCGCGAUUGAGGGACAUCAAAUUAUCGGGAAGGAUUAA